AUGGCUGGCGGAUCCGAGAUCGCGGGGCAUUACAAGCACCUCAUCAAUCCGAAUAAACACUGGUGGCAGCAUACUAGAGGAUGGAAGCUCAUGUUUUGGGUAGGCCUCUACUGCCUCGGAAACAUGGCGAACGGAUACGACGGCGCCCUCGUUUCUGGAUUGCAGAUCUUGCCCCUAUUUCAGGAGGAUUUCAACCACCCGACCGGCAGCACGCUAGGCUUAUUGGGUGCUGUCCAGAACAUCGGCUCUCUGGGAUCAAUUCCCGUCGCUCCGCUGUGGAAUGAUCGCUUCGGUCGCCGGAAGACCAUCCUGCUUGGCACGACGAUGAUGAUAACCGGUGCAGCACUGCAGGCAGCGGCAAAGGACGUGAACUGGUUCCUGGGUGGACGGGCUCUGCUCGGCUUCGGCGGAGGGUUCAACAACAACGCCGAUCCUUUGAUGGUCAUCGAGCUCGCAUACCCGUCUCACCGGCCCAUCCUCUCCGGCUGCUACGGCUCCCUCACCGGUGUAGGCUCCAUCGUGGCCGCUGCGAUUACCUUCGGAACAUACUACAUCUCCAGCAGCUGGUCGUGGCGUCUCCCCGCGCUGGUACAGGUCAUCCCAACCGUGUUCCAGAUGUGCAUGGUCAUGCUUGGCCCCGAGUCUCCGCGCUGGCUCAUGUCCAAGGGUCGGGAGCAAGAGGCAUUGGACGUGCUGGUGUACUACCACGGCAAGGGAGACCCGCACGAUCCGCUCGUGCUGUACGAAUUCGAGGAGAUGAAGAAAGCGGUGGAAGAGGAGAAGAAGAACAAGAUUGGCGGUUGGAUAAGUUUGUUCAACACGCCCGGCAUGCGUCGUCGGUCUUGGAUCAUGAUGGCACUGGCACUGUCUGGACAGUGGUCUGGUAACGGCCUUGUCACCUACUACCUCUCCCCAGUGCUCAACACCAUCGGCAUCACGGACCGCAAGCAGCAGCUCGGUAUCAACCUCGGCUUGACGGUGUGGAACUUCGCCUGCGGUAUCAUGGCCGGGUUUUCGGCUGACAAGUUUGGCCGACGCCGGAUCUUCCUCGCAACGACGAGCAUGAUGCUCGCAUUCCUCGUAUCGGUCACGAUAUGCUCGGCACAGUACAACCUGCACAAGGACAAGGUAUCCGGCGCGUUUGUCGUGGUGUUCAUAUACUUCUUCACAGGUUGUUACGCCUUCGGUUGGCCCGGUAUCAUGCUCCUCUACGUGACGGAGAUUGUGCCCACGUCGUUGCGAUCCAAGGCCCACUCGCUGUGGGCCAUCACACAAGCGUCCUUCCUCGUCUUCAACCAGUACACGAACCCGAUCGGUUUCCAAAGCCUAGGGUGGAAAUACUACCUCGUAUUUGAUGUAGUGAUGGUCGUGAUCCUGGCCUUCCUCUACUUCUUCAUCAUCGAGACUAAAGGACUGACACUGGAAGAGACCGGGAUUCUCUUCGACGGCGAGGUAGCUGUGAAGAACCUGCAAGACCGCGCAGACCAGCAGGCGGCAUUGGAUGCCGAUGUCGAGGAUAUCGUGCAUCGUGAUAGGGGAGAGGAGGAGAGCCCGGGGAGCGAAAAGGGAAGCUUUGUACACACGGAGCACGUGUAGUUCGGAUUAUGAGCCGGACAAGGCAAU
Dacryopinax primogenitus is the source of this 1623-nucleotide messenger RNA. Its product is annotated as hexose transporter. Lineage: Eukaryota; Fungi; Basidiomycota; Dacrymycetes; Dacrymycetales; Dacrymycetaceae. Gene Ontology annotation, biological process: transmembrane transport; carbohydrate transport. Gene Ontology annotation, cellular component: membrane. The transcript has 5 exons. Bases 1 to 1596 code for a protein of 531 amino acids. Gene Ontology annotation, molecular function: carbohydrate:proton symporter activity. The record is from RefSeq and is a predicted model, not a curated record.